Molecule: messenger RNA, 2073 nt
Organism: Dimorphilus gyrociliatus
Lineage: Eukaryota; Metazoa; Annelida; Polychaeta; Dinophilidae
Source: the annotation of a GenBank genome assembly
AAUCAUAUGCUAAAAGUGUUCGUGAACGAAGGCUUAAUGCAGGAGAAUUGGAAUAAUCCUAUGCAUUCUGGUUAGUACUAAGUUCACGGGCCGAUUUAUUGCUAUUAGGUUGGGAUGACUAAGGAGGUUUUUAUCACCAAAACAACGUUUAUCGAUUGUGACAACGUUUUUCCACUCCCCUCUCUAAUAAGAUUAGAAAAAAGAGGAAUUGCAAUCAAACUUAAAACGCUCGAUAGAGGGCGAAAAUCGCUAAUUAAACAGCGUACAUUUCACCACAGCUCUCGAGACAUCGCUUAAGAUGCUCGUGCUGCAAGGUAAACGUAAUUAAAUACCCCUUCUAGACUUUUUUCCAAAAAGGAAAAAAAAACGGAUAUAGUUGCAUGUACAAAAGUUAAAGCGGUUAAUAUUAGUGAAGACGUCCUUCUAACCGAAAAUGAUUACAGAUAAUGGGUCUGCUCCCAAGACCACCUUCAACCCUAGAACAGGAUACAAUUACGGUAAAGAUAAUUUUUUUUAUUUAAUCCUUAAACUAAUAUUAGAUAUAUUAUAUACUAUAUUAUAUAUAUAUGCUUAACGGACUAUGAUGUACAUAGAAUUAAAGUAAAACACUAUAUAUUGUAUAUAUUUCAUAAAUUGCAUUUAACUAUACCGGUGUUAUAAAUAAGUCUUCUCGUUUAUCGAUUAGUAUUUCCUCUUUAUAAAGUAUAUAAGAGAUUAUUCGGGGAUUAGACGUAGAUUAGCUUAUAAAAUAGAAUCUCUCUUAUCAGCCGACGACAGCAAAGAAGGUUUAGGUUGCUGUGGGUGGUUGUUAACGCUCUUCUCAUGGCUCUUGGUCUUCGUAACGUUUCCCCUCUCCCUAUGCGUUUGUAUGAAAGUUGUGCAAGAGUAUGAACGAGCUGUUAUUUUCCGUUUGGGACGACUUUUGUCCGGAGGGGCUAAAGGACCUGGCAUUUUCUUUGUUCUACCCUGCAUCGAAAGCUAUACGAAAGUGGACUUAAGGACCGUCUCCUUCGACGUUCCGCCUCAAGAGGUCUUAACGAAGGAUUCAGUGACGGUGUCGGUCGAUGCUGUUGUCUAUUACCGAGUCAGUAAUGCAACAGUCUCAGUGGCAAAUGUUGAAAACGCCCAUCACAGUACCCGUCUUCUCGCACAAACGACUUUGAGAAAUGUUCUGGGAACGAAAAACUUAAGUGAAAUAUUAAGCGAAAGAGAAACUAUCAGUAAUUCCAUGCAGUCAACGCUCGAUGAUGCGACGGAUAACUGGGGAAUUCGGGUGGAACGGGUUGAAAUCAAAGACGUGCGGCUUCCGGUUCAAUUACAACGGGCCAUGGCGGCUGAGGCGGAAGCCGCAAGGGAAGCUAGAGCCAAGGUAAUUGCCGCCGAAGGGGAGAACGAUUCAGCAAGAGCUCUGAAAGAGGCAGCUGAUGUAAUGGCUGAAAGUCCAGCAGCUUUACAACUACGGUACCUCGUAAGUAACUUACAAUAUAGAAUAUAUUAGCUGAAAUAGAGUUACAGAUGCAAAACCAAUGAAAAAACGUUUUAACCCAGCAAACCCUCGGGUUAAAGAUAUUUAACUUUGACUCUUUCCUCUUCAUCGCUAAACCUGUUUCUUUUUUCCUCACGAAAGAAUGAGGAAAUAGUUACUUUAGCUUAGGAUCAAUUUUAUUUAUCUAAUACUAUAUCAUUUUCUUAUACUCAACAGCAAACGCUAUCAACAAUAUCUAGCGAGAAAAAUUCCACAAUCAUCUUUCCCCUGCCAAUUGAGCUAAUUUCACAUUUUCGCUGAGAAAGGAAUUUUCACGAAAUAAUCCAACUGCUUCUUCAAAGAUGUAUAUAUAAAAUUUAUAAAUCUAAUGUAUUUAUUUCCUCUAACUGACAUAUUCUUCUGACAUUCGUUUCUAUAGUAAUAAGGAAAGAUAAACAAUUGCAAGGUACUUCUAUAAUAUAAUUAUUAAUUUAAAAGUAUUUUCUGUCUUUUUAUAUCCUUAUCUACAAGAAAAAAGUGUAUAAAAGGCUAAGUUGUGUGUUAAUACAUAUAUAAUCCUUGCGUAUGUUAUUAUCUACCCUGUCAGC